AUCGCCACCCUCCCACCUGUGGUCAGAGGAUCAAGCAGAAGAUUCACCUGAAUCUUUUGCAGCGGCAGUGACAGUGGAGAUUCGGUACGUGGGUUGGUAGAAUGUUGCCCGUGGAGACCGGCAAGGCGGUGCGGGAGACGAGGAUGGAGAACGGCGGCGGAGACUCGACGACGCUGAGCACGAGAACGGCGGCAGAGGUGCGAGCUAUCAGAAGCCAUAGCGAGGCGGAGAGGAGACGGAGGCAGCGGAUCAACGGCCACCUCGCCACCCUCAGGAGCCUGCUCCCCGCGGCCACCAGAUUGGACAAGGCGGCGCUGCUGGGGGAGGUGGUGAGGCAGGUGCGGGAGCUGAGGGGGAGGGUGGAGGAGGUGGCGGUGGUGGUGCCCGGGGAGGGGGACGAGGUCGGGGUAGAGGACGGAGAGGAGAGCGGAGGGAGGGUGGUCCGAGCGUGGGUGUGCUGUGCGGACAGGCCCGGUCUGAUGGGGGAGCUGAGCCGCGCGGUCCGGUCGGUCCGUGCCAGGGCGGUUCGGGUGGAGAUGGUCACGGUCGGGGGACGAACUCGGAGCCUGCUGGAGUUGGAGGUCGGCGAGGCGGAGAAAGGAGACGGGCGGUCCGCGCUGCAGGCCGCUCUCUGGGCCGUCCUGCUUACGAACCGAGCCGGUCCGGGCGAGAACUACUGCAAGCGGGCUCGCAUGUCCACCCGGUUUAAUAGGACAUAGUUUCCAAUUCCACGCAUGCUCUUUUAGUAGCGAUAGCAAUGGAAAUGUCAGAAGUGCUUGGUAGAUAACAUAUAAGAGAAGUUUGCUGUUUUAGCUUAAAUUACGUGCAAUGUGCAUAUCAAGAAUCACAUCUCAGCUAGUUGUUCA
Molecule: messenger RNA, 866 nt
Organism: Musa acuminata AAA Group (dessert banana)
Lineage: Eukaryota; Viridiplantae; Streptophyta; Magnoliopsida; Zingiberales; Musaceae
Product: transcription factor AIG1-like
Exons: 3
Coding region: 102-719 (205 amino acids)
Biological process (GO): regulation of DNA-templated transcription
Molecular function (GO): protein dimerization activity; DNA-binding transcription factor activity
Source: RefSeq, a predicted model, not a curated record